Molecule: messenger RNA, 797 nt
Organism: Plectropomus leopardus (leopard coralgrouper)
Lineage: Eukaryota; Metazoa; Chordata; Actinopteri; Perciformes; Serranidae
Source: RefSeq, a predicted model, not a curated record
GCAUGUAGGAACAGGAAGUGUGGAAACAGGAAAAAUCUCGCAGAGAAGAAAAGUUACAGUGCAGUAAAUAAAAAAUGAGUCGCAUUUAUCACAACGCGUCUUUACAGAACAAACCGGUCCACACGGAGAGAUUGGAGCGCGCGUGGUGUCCCUCCGCGUAUGAAAGCGGCGAGGGAGUUCUUCUGGAAGGAAAGCUGCUGGAUGUUUCCAGACAUGCUAUCAACGAUGACAACAACCAAAAGGCCCGUUUCUACGUGCUCUACGUCAAACCCAGCCGCAUCCAUCGGAGGAAGUUUGAUGCCAGCGGGAAGGAGAUCGAGCCAAACUUCAGUGACACCAAAAAGGUUAACACUGGCUUCCUCAUGUCCUCCUACAAGGUGGAAGCCAAAGGGGAGUCGGACCGUCUGUCUGAGGAGCAGCUGUCAGAGAUGGUGAACAAAGCUGAGCUGAUGAAGAUAACAGACAAGCACCGACCCGGCGGGACCUGGGCCUUCUGGUACCCCGAGUCACAGAUGGAUGAAAUGGAGCUGGAAACAGGACAGGACGUCCGGCUGAAGACCAGAGGAAACAGUCCUUUCAUAUUCUCCUUAGCCAAAGUUGACGGCAGCACGGUGACCAAGUGUAACUUUGCUGGAGACGAAAAGGCUGGAGCAUCGUGGACGGACAAGAUCAUGGCCAACAAAGCAGACGCAGCCAGCGCUCAGAAGUCUGGAGGAGAAGGAGAGGGAGCAGACGAGGACGAAUGGGUGAGGACCAUGGAUGUAUUAUAUACAUACAAACCUGGAAAACUGCCUUGA